UUUUUACCAAAAAUAAAAUAAAAAAAUAAUCUUUGAAACAUAAAACUUGACACCCAAAUUUUAUUUGAAAAAAAUACUUAAAAAAUUUGAAACAUAUGUCACGUGUAGGCAAUUUACAAAAAUGCUGACUUCUUAAUUCCUAUAAAGGCUCUCUUCCCCUGUUUUUCUCCUCCUCUCCACCUAAUUUACUUCUUCUACUCACUUCACUCUCUCCUCUUUUUAUCAAAUCAAAAAAAAUCAAAUCUCCCCUUUUUUUUCUAAAACCCCAAUUUUUCAGGGUUUAUCGUUUCUGCUAAUUACUCAAUUAACCCCUUUUUCAUCUUCCAUUUCUUUUCUUAAUUCAUUCAUGUGAACAAAUCUAUAAAACUUCCUUAAAUAAUGAGAUCGGUGAAAUACUCUGAACACCGAAGUGUCACUACCAAGCUUCUCCAUUUAUCUUCUCCUUCUCCUUCUCCUUCCCCUAAAAUCGUCAAAAUUUCAGUAAGAGAUGACGAUGCUACUGACUCCUCCGGUGACGAAGAAGACGGCCCCACUUGUCGUACCCGUGUUGUAAAGCAUGUUUUUGAGAUCCGAUUCCAAAUAACCCUGCCUGAAAUCCCGGCCCAGCCGGUGGCCCAAGCACAAGCCCAACCGCAGCCCAGAAAACAGAGGAAAUCUGGUAAGCGGGUUCAAAACGAGAAUACCCGGAAAUAUCGGGGAGUCCGGCAACGUCCUUGGGGGAGAUACGCGGCGGAGAUUCGAGAUCCGGUGAAACGUGCAAGGGUUUGGCUCGGAACAUUUGAUACCGCCGAAGAAGCUGCCGUGAUCUACGACAAAGCUGCUCUCCGACUACGUGGUCCCCUCGCACAGACCAACUUUCACCGACCACCGUUUUCGGAAAGCGGCGUGACGUCACUUUCCGAUGAGUUCGAGGAGGAGGAUGAGGUGGGUCAGAGGCUGUGUUCGCCGACCUCUGUUUUGCGGUGUCAUCAAGGAGGGGAUGACGUGGAGGAGAGAGAAAAUGGAAAAAUGAUAGAAAUCGGAGGUGGGGCCACGGGUAGUAGUAGUACUACCACCCCAACUAGUACUAGCAGUAGUAGUUGCGAUUUUAUUGGUGACCGGAAACCGGAAGAUCAGGUAAUGAGUUUACCGGUAAAUGAAAGUGAGAUGGAGUUGGAUAUAUCAUGGUUUUUGAAUGGAUUGUUUAGUUAUGAUGACGCGCCUAAAACCAUACUUGAUGAUUGUAAUGUUGUUCCUGAUUAUACUUCGUUUGAUCAUGGUGAUCUCGAGGAUUUUUCCGGCGAUUUUGAUCUUGACGGUCCAGAUUUCCUCAAAUGUGAAGUUGAUGAUUAUCUGUUGUGAGUGUGCAAGCUGCUCGUUGAUUCAGUCAACGAUUUUUGGGGUCGGAGUUUCUUCUAUUAAUUAAUUAUUAUAAGGGAUUUUGUUCAAAGUUUUUCCCUAAGCUAAUUAGUUUAUUAAGAAAGAAAGGAAGCUAAUUAUCUAAAUUAUAUUUGUUAUUAUAAUUAAUUGUAGUACUAAUAUUAAUGAUCACUACCUUCUCCCUAAGUCCCUAGUUUUCUAAGUGUGCAUAAAUUUAAGCUAGUACUAAUAAUUUAAGAUUAUUACGGAGUAUAUGCUAAUUAUGCUAAUUAAGUGGUGAAUAUUAUUGGAUUUGAGUUUGUACUUUUGGAAGUUUUUUUUUGGUGUUCAUUUUGAUAUGGAGUUUAUUUUCUCCGUUGCAUUUUUAGUUGACGGUUUGGCAAGAUUUAACUUUUGUCACUAUUUACUUAAGUUACUUUGACUUUUUUUACGAUAGAUUUAAAUAAAAUUUAAAAUAUUAUGGAUAUAUAUGUAUGUUUGGUUGGACAAACAAUUUGAAAAAAAAAUAAAAAUAAUCAUGUAACAAUGGAAUGUGCUAUGUGCAAAGAAAACUAUAGCUAAUUGAUUCGUGAAUAAGA
Chenopodium quinoa (quinoa) is the source of this 1937-nucleotide messenger RNA. Its product is annotated as ethylene-responsive transcription factor CRF1-like. The transcript has a single exon. The coding region runs from base 379 to 1341 and encodes 320 amino acids. Gene Ontology annotation, biological process: regulation of DNA-templated transcription. Gene Ontology annotation, molecular function: DNA binding; DNA-binding transcription factor activity. The record is from RefSeq and is a predicted model, not a curated record. NCBI's taxonomy places the organism in Eukaryota, Viridiplantae, Streptophyta, Magnoliopsida, Caryophyllales, Amaranthaceae.